This is a messenger RNA of Musa acuminata subsp. malaccensis (wild Malaysian banana), 994 nucleotides long. Its product is annotated as STOREKEEPER protein. NCBI's taxonomy places the organism in Eukaryota, Viridiplantae, Streptophyta, Magnoliopsida, Zingiberales, Musaceae. Gene Ontology annotation, biological process: regulation of DNA-templated transcription. The record is from RefSeq and is a predicted model, not a curated record. Gene Ontology annotation, cellular component: nucleus.
CCAAACCCUAACCCCCACUCAAUCCGCCAGUAAGCGUAAACCCAAUCCUCCAAUCCAAUGCCCGGAGAUCCUCCCCCCGAUGACCCCAAGGACCGGCGGAAGCGAAAGGCAGGGGGCCCGGCCGCCGAGAAUUCUCCUGGUGCCGGAUCCGCGAGAUCCAAUCCUGGCCAGCGGCGGGUGGUGGAUGACGAUUCCGUGGCGCUUCUCCGGGGAGUCCUCGAGUUCCGCCACCGGACGGGCCUACUGCCGACGAAAUCAAACAUGCCUGCAUUUUACGAAUCCGUAAGCCGCUUGCUUCGCGCUCCCCUCACCAAGGACCAGGUCUACAACAAGCUCCGCCACCUUCGCCACAAGUUCAGCCAGACCGCCGCCAGCGGUCACGGCCCCCAUGACGGCAUCCUCCAUGAACUUGCCGCCAAGAUCUGGCCGGCGGACGAGGAAAAGAUGGACAAGAAAGAGGAGGAUAAGAAGCAGCAGCAGGAGAAUGACACUGAUGAUGAUGAGCAUGAGGAACAGGCGGAGAGUCAGGACGCGGAGAUGGAACGGGAAGAUGAGCACGAGGAGAAGGAAGGCCGAGACGAGGAAGAGCAGCGAGGUGGAUGCGAGUCCUACCCAUAUUUGGCUCAUGCAGCAGCGGAGCAUUGGAAAGCUCAUAGCUUGUCAAAUGCAUCGUUGGAGGUGGGUCUGAAGCUUCUGAAUCCUUCGAAGGCAAAAGCUUUGGAGGGGAAGUGGAAGAGGCUGUUGGAUGAUGAGAUGAAGUUCCAGGCGGAUUGGUUCAAGGCGUGCAGGGACAUCUUCGCGUUGUUGAAUGAGUCGCAUAAGGGUAUGUAGACCAGUUUGAAUGCUUCUAUAAAUAAAAGAGAAAAAGGAAAAUAGUAUAUUUUAACCAGCAAGUUGUAUUCAUUCUUAUUUUUUGUUCUACGUCCAAUGACUUCCACACUUUGGUUGCUUGUUCUGUUAUUCCUCUAAUGGAAAGGUAUUUGAUGUUGAGCGC